Messenger RNA from Plenodomus lingam JN3, 840 nucleotides. RefSeq lists its product as uncharacterized. Lineage: Eukaryota; Fungi; Ascomycota; Dothideomycetes; Pleosporales; Leptosphaeriaceae. The record is from RefSeq and is a predicted model, not a curated record.
AUGCAUGAUUUCGCCAGGUUCAAACUCCUUCAAAAAGUCCGUCAGCCCCGAACAUCAGUCUGGUGCGUUGCGAUUCGGCGCCGACAACAAGGCCUUGAUCCGAGUGAGAGCCGAGAUAUUUUUCUUAGAUCCGUCAAAUCUCCUCAUCUACCGAGUCAUAGCCGUCCAUCUCCGCGAUAUAAUCACGCUUCCACCGUGCCAGACCCGAAUUUCAGCGGCGACUGCUCGCAUCCGCAGCCCUGGCGAACUUUGGCCGCUGCCCCUCCACAUCCUCAGGAGGCUGCCGCGAGUAACUUGACUAUGAUGGCCAAGCACCUGGAACGCUGGAGUGUGACCCCACAAUUGCUCCUAAGCUCUACCUACUGUGGCAUGCCACCGUGCCAUGAUGUUGUCAAUCUCUCGGCCGCGCCUCGUCUGAAAUUGCUAUAUCAGUGGAUAGAGUCUACGAGAGAGCAACAUUCACCGGACUGCUCUCGGCCUUCCGGAGCGGCCUCUCGAGCCUCCCGUUAUGCACUAAUCAUUCAAUCUGUUUGGGCAUCUGUAAUAACCAAAGCAGCUGUUCGGAGCGUCCUCGGUGUGGAUUGUUUAGCUCAGUUACCCGUUGCUACAAGGGAUGGAUUUGAGCCCAUCUCGAUUUACUGCGAUUGUAGCAGCGGCAUUUAUCAUAGCCACCCCAUUGGCUCGAGGCUGACUACUCUGGCGGCGAAGGAGCCCACAGACUACGCUACGGCUCUACCGGCGAGGCGCACUAUGUAUUGGACGGGCCAGGAGGCUGUAGAGCUCCCCUGGCUCAUAGUCGGAGGCGUUGGCGCCAUUGGACGUAACCCCGCACCAGCUUAG